Molecule: messenger RNA, 2121 nt
Organism: Paraglomus brasilianum
Lineage: Eukaryota; Fungi; Glomeromycota; Glomeromycetes; Paraglomerales; Paraglomeraceae
Source: the annotation of a GenBank genome assembly
AUGGGCGAUAACAGAGGGAACGGCAAGCGCGCUAGCGGGUGGGGCAGACCCGAGCCCGCAAACCUAGACCCCGAACGACCGUGGGCUUCAAGUAGACGUCGCUAUGAAUGGGACGAGUCCUACGAGAAUGGUGCUGCUCCCAACGAUGAGCAAUUGGAAGAGGAGUUGUUUAGUGAAGAAAAUUUAGUAAACACUGGAAUAAAUUUUUCACAAUACAAUAAUAUCAAAGUACACGUCAAAGGAGCGAAAAUACAAUCCAUAUCAACGUUUGAUGAGGGCAAUCUUCAUCCAAUGAUAAGAGAGAACGUUAAACUGGCUCGUUAUAGCACCCCUACUCCCGUACAAAAAUAUUCUAUUCCUAUUAUUACCGAAGGAUAUGAUUUAAUGGCAUGCGCACAAACUGGUUCGGGUAAAACUGCUGCUUUUCUUGUUCCCAUACUAUCCAAUUUAUUUGAAAGGGCGAAAAAACUUGCAAUUUCCCGACCACCCGGGGGUCGAGGUAGAGGCAAGGUCGAACCAUUGGUUUUGAUUUUAGCGCCUACGCGUGAAUUGGCAACUCAGAUAUUCGAUGAGUGUCGUCGGUUUACAUAUAAGACUAUGAUGCGACCCUGUGUUGUGUACGGUGGAGCCGACGUUAGAACUCAAAGGAUGGAAUUAAGCAAAGGAUGUGAUGUGCUUACUGCGACUCCUGGCCGUUUAAACGAUUUUUUAAAUAGGACAGUGAUUAGUUUGUCCAGAGUCAAAUAUCUUGUUCUUGAUGAGGCCGACCGUAUGUUAGACAUGGGAUUCGAAACUGAAAUUCGCAAGAUUGUGCAAAAAUCUGACCUCCGUGAAGAUGGUACAAGACAGACUUUAAUGUUUUCAGCAACAUUUCCAAAGAAGAUUCAGGAACUUGCGCGUGAUUUUCUAUCGAAGACACAUGUAUUCUUAACAGUUGGACGUGUUGGUGGUAUUCCAUCUGAAAUCACGCAGAAGGUUAUCUACGUCAGAGAUGAAGAUAAACGCAAGGAACUUGUGGACCUACUGUUGAAACAGCCACCAUCGCGUACUUUGAUAUUUGUCGAAACUAAGCGUGGUGCGGAUUCUUUGGACGAUUACCUAUAUAAUCAGAAUUUUCCAACUACAAGCAUUCAUGGAGACAGAACACAGAGAGAGCGUGAAGAUGCUCUGGCUUCAUUCAAGUCUGGUCGGUCACCAAUCCUCAUUGCCACUGCUGUCGCUGCACGAGGCCUUGAUAUCAAAAAUGUGAUGCACGUCAUUAAUUACGACAUGGCAAGCGAAAUUGACGAAUACAUUCAUCGUAUAGGCAGAACCGCUCGUGUUGGGAACCCUGGAUUGGCUACGACGUUCUACAAUGAGCGUAAUGAAGCAACUGCCCCUGAUUUGGUGAAGAUAUUAAUCGAAUGCAAGCAGGAUGUUCCCGACUUUUUGCGCGCUCACACGGCAAGAGAAACAGAAUCGGAUGAUUUUUCAGAAAAUACAGGAAAUGAUUAUGGUAGGAACGAUGAAGAUUACUCAACGAGGCGUAAUCAAGAUUCCUCGACGUGGGGUAAUCAAGAUUCCUCGACGUGGGGUAAUCAGGAUUCCUCGACGUGGGGUAAUCAGGAUUCCGCAAGGAAUAAUCAAGAUUCCCAAGCGUGGAACAAACAGGAUUCCCAAGCGUGGAACAGUCAGAAUCCUCCAGCGCGGAACAAUCAGGAUUCCCAAGCGUGGAACAGUCAGAAUCCUCCAGCGCGGAACAAUCAGGAUUCCCAAACGUGGAACAGUCAACCUCAACCACCAAUGCAGCCUCAGUAUACACCGCCACCAGCGCAGCCUCAAUAUUCACAACUACCUCCACAACCGCCAAUGCAACCGCAAUAUUCGCAGCCUCAGUAUUCACAAACACCACCGCAAUCUCAAUAUCCACCAAACACUAGUAGUUAUGCUUCUAAUCGGGCACCUUAUGUACCACAAUCGCAGCAGGAUGACUACCACGUGACGCCAUCCAAUUACAACAGUAGUUAUUCAAAUGGAUUUACUCCUGCGCCCAGCAAUUCAGAUGGUUGGGGUGCGGCGACGACGACUCAGAGUAACGAUACGAGUUCAUGGAAUCCAGAUGCACCACCACCGUGGAUGUAA